Carassius carassius (crucian carp) is the source of this 2516-nucleotide messenger RNA. Its product is annotated as elastin-like. The annotation marks the transcript as partial. Gene Ontology annotation, biological process: microtubule-based process. The record is from RefSeq and is a predicted model, not a curated record. The transcript is spliced from 26 exons. NCBI's taxonomy places the organism in Eukaryota, Metazoa, Chordata, Actinopteri, Cypriniformes, Cyprinidae. Gene Ontology annotation, molecular function: GTP binding; extracellular matrix structural constituent. Gene Ontology annotation, cellular component: microtubule.
CUUCUUGUUUGAGACAUGGGUGUGCAGAGAUUUGCUUUUGGGGGAUAAAACCCACAGUUUGGGAGUGGAGAGGGAUAUUACAGAGCAGGAUGGCCUGGAGUAAGGUACCUCUGCUCUUGCAUGGAUUUCUCCUGCUGGUUCUGUGUAAACCCUCCCUUCAAGGAGGAAUUUAUAUACCAGCUGGUGCAGGGGGAGGAACUGGAGCUGGUUUAGGGGCUGGUCUUGGAACUGGAGCUGGACUUGGUGCUGGAACAGGUCCUGGAGGAGUUGGAACAGGAUUAGGUCCAGGUGGUCUUGGAAUAGGGCCAGGAACUGGAAUCAGACCUGGAACUGGAGUUGGAGGAAUACCUGGUUUCAAACCAGGAAAGACCGGAGUCUUUGGAGGCGGCGGUGCUUGGGGGCAAGGUGCUGGACUGGGUGCUGGAGGCCUUGGGGGAGUUGGGCCCGGUGCUGGAGGUCUAGGGGGAGUUGGGCCUGGUGGUGCAGGGCUUGGUACAGGAGGACUUGGUACUGGUGGAUUAGGCACCGGAGGCCUUGGGACAGGGUCAUUCGUCAAGCCACCUAAAACAGGAGGAUAUGGAGGUCUAUCAGGAAUUGGACCAGGUGGUACAGGUGUUGGUCCUGGAUCACUUGCACCUGGAGGAGUUGGUCCUUCUGGCAUUGGUCCAGGAGGUAUAGGACCUGGUGGCAUUGGACCUGGUGGCAUUGUACCUGGUUCCAUAGGAACUGGACCAGGAAGUGUCCGACCUGGAGGAAUUGGUACUGGUGUUGGAACUGGAGGCCUUGGAGCAGGUGCUGGUGGCAAACCCCCUAAACCAGGUUAUGGGGGUAUUCCAGGCACUCUCGGAACUGGAGGUCUUGGUGGCCUUGGAUUCAGGCCAGGAGGUGCUGGCCUUGGAGGUGUAGUACCAGGUGGCUUUGGUGUUGGUCCUGGAGCUAGUGGCGUCGGCACAGGAAUACCUGGACAAGGUGUGGGCACUGUUGUGGGAGGGUUUGGCCCUGGUGGAGCUGGUCCAAUAGGUGCUGGAAGAGGUGUGGGAGGAAAACCACCCAAAACAGGUUACGGAGGUCUUGGUGGUUAUGGCCCAGGAGGUGUCAGCACUGGAGGUAUUGGAACUGGUGCCAUUGUCCCUGGUGGCGUUGGACCAGGUGGCAUUUUCCCUGGUGGUGUUGGACCAGGUGGCGUCAGGCCAGGUGGCAUUGUCCCUGGUGGUGUUGGACCAGGUGGCAUUGUCCCUGGUGGUGUUGGGCCAGGUGUCUGGAGUCCUGGAGCAGGCAGAAAACCUGGGAAACCAGGUUAUGGUGGGCCUGGGGGUUUUGGCGGCAGACCAUUUGGAACAGGAAGUCUUGGAGCAGGUGCUAUUCCACUUACACCUGGAGGUGCUGGAACAGGCUAUCCAUCAGCUGGUAGCUAUAGUGGAUAUGGUACUUAUCCUGGAGCUGGAACAACUGGUCAGAAACCACCAAAACCAGGAUUUAGACCCGGAGGUGUAGGAAUUGGUCCAGGUGGCACAGGACUUAGACCUGGGGGUGCGGGAGUUCUGCCUGGAGGUGUAGGAAUUAGACCGGGUGGCACAGGAAUUGGACCAGGUGGUGCAGGAAUUGGUCCAGGUGGCACAGGAAUUGGUCCAGGUGGAGCUGGAGUUGGGCCUGGAGGUGUAGGAAUUGGACAUGGUGGCACUGGAACAGGAAUUGGAGGAGCAGGAGUUCCACCUGGUGGAGCACCUUUUCUACCUCAAACUGGCUUGCCAGGAACUGGGAUAGGUGCUGGGGGCAAAGUUGGAAAGAUUGGGAAGGCACCAGUGCCAGGUGUUGGGAUUCCUGGGCUAUACCAAGGGGGUAUAGUUCCUGGACAAGGUUUUGGAGGUAGAGGCAUUCUGCCAGGUGUACCCACAGGAUCUCAAACUGGGCAGCUUGGUCAAGGUGCACUUGGAGCUAAUGGAGGUCGUGGAGGAUUUGGUCAACAAAUACCAGGCGUGUUCCGUGGAUAUCCUCUUAUAUCACCAAAGUCUGGAGGUACAAGCGCUGCUAAGUCUCAGGCUAAAGCUGCCAAGUACGGUCUCGGUGGUGGGCUUGGAGGUAUACCUGGUGCAGGUGGUGUUCCAGGUGCAGGUGGCAUUCCAGGCAUAGGUGGUGUUCCAGGCAUAGGUGGUGUUCCAGGUGCAGGUGGUGUUCCAGGCAUAGGUGGUGUUCCAGGUGCAGGUGGUGUUCCAGGCAUAGGCGGUGUUCCAGGUACAGGUGGUGUUGUCAUUCCUGGAGCUAGCGGGGGAAUUCUUGGUGUCCUAUAUCCGGGAGCUGGUGGUUCCUAUCCUGGGGGAACUGGGGCAAAAGCUCGGAAGUAUGCUUCCGGGAUAGGAACUGGUGGAGUUCCUGUUUCUGGUUUGGGAGUGGGUGGUCUUGGAGCUGGAGGACUUCCUGGUUCUGGUUUGGGAGCGGGUGGCCUUGGAGCUGGAGUACUUCCUGGUUCUGGUUUGGGCAUGGGUGGCCUUGGAGCUGGAGGACUUCCUGGUUCUGGU